AAGAAGCCAAGAAGAGGAUAGGAGAGGAGAAGAAGGCAAAGACAUGGAAAAAGAUGGGGAGAAUCGGAGCAGAAAAAAGCCGGGGAUUGGGGGCUGCCAUGUCGACCCGCCAUUGCUCCACUUCCUCUGCCUCUGCGUCUGGGAGUGGGACCCCACUCGAUCGAUCACUUCCCGCCUCCUCGCCUCUCUCUCUCUCUCUCUUUCUCUGCUCUCUCUGCACUUGCAGAGUUGCAGCAGAGAAGCGCUUCUUCUUCUUCUUCUUCUUCUUCUUCAAUUCUUGGACCAUUCUUCCCUUCUCUCCUCCUUUCCCCAACCCAAACACAACCCAGCCGCAGCAGCAACAAACGAAACCCUAGCCUAGCCAGGACGGCAUCAUGUCGCUGCCCGACCUCUUCGAGAAGCUUCUCGGCGACGAUCAGGACAGCUGGCCCGCGGAGGCCAACUUGCUCCUCGCCGCCCACGACGGCAACCUCCGCCGCAUCAAGGAGAUCGCCGCGACGCUGGACGACGACGGGGAGGGGAUCGCGGCCACCGUGGCGCGCACGGCCUUCCACGGCAUGAACGCGCUGCACGCCGCCAGAAGCCUGCACGUCUACCGCUACUUGCUCGAGGUGGCCAACAUGGACGUCAACAAGCCGGACACCACUCCAGGUAGGAAGACUCCCCUCGAGCGAGCCAUUGCCGGUGGGGACCUGCCCUCUGUCAGGUAUCUCAUUGAUCAUGGUGCUGAUAUCCAUCAUGAACGUGAAGGAAACAUCACUUUUCUUCAUUCAGCUGCAAAGAAAGGGAGGACUGAAAUAGUAAAAUUGCUGCUUUCUAGAGGAGCUCAUGUUGAUGGCAAAUCAGAUCAUGGGACACCUCUGCAUUUUGCUGCUAUUAAAGGAUAUGAAAGUACUGUGAAGAUUUUGUUGGAGCACCAAGCAGAUCCCAACAAGGUUAUGCCUUCUUCUCAAGCAACACCUUUAUCUGCGGCGUUAUUCACUACUUCCUUACCUUGUGUGAAGCUAUUGAUCCAGGCUGGAGCUGAUGUAAAUGCUACAAACAACCCCCUGGCGAGAGCUGCAGGGAGUGGAUUAACUGAAGCUAUAAAGUUGUUGUUGAAGGCUGGAGCAAACCCAAAUUGUCCUGACACGCAUGGUAGAAUGCCAAUAGAGCUGGCUGCUGUGUAUGGUACAAGGGAAGAUGUUGAGAUUCUAUUUCCUUUGACCAACCCAAUUCCAACUGUUGCUGACUGGAGCGUUGAUGGGGUAAUUACUUAUGCCAAUCUGGAACGCAAGAAGCUAGAGGAUGAUGAUUACGUUAACACGAAAAUGUCUGACCUGAAACAAAAAGGGAAUGAAGCAUUUGAUGAGCAGGAUUAUGAAAAAGCAUCAGUGUGGUACACACAGGCACUGGAAGUUGAUCCUUGUGAUGCCACAACUCUUCUAAAGAGGUGUCUUUGCUGGCUUCGCAUGGGUGAGGGAAAAAAGGCUGUGAAAGAUGCAACCACAUGCGCAAAACAUCACCCGAAGUUGUCGGAGGCCUACCAUCGGCUAGGAGAAGCUCUAAUGCUUGAGAAGGAUUAUGAGAAAGCUUGCGUGGCGUUGACCCAUGGUAUAGAGUUGGAUCCUGAAAGUGAUGAGAUGGACAAACUGUUCUGGGAGGCGAUGGACCUGAAGAACUGAGUAAUGCCGAGUGACCCGAAGCCCUUUUUUGUUGGUUUAGAGACAGUUUAACUAGUAGCUCAGCUGCAAUUUUGUGCAUAUGCAGUACUAGUACUUGGCAUUAGGCUUGAAUUCAUGGUGGGAGUAUGGAGAACGGCGUCUUCUUCGGAAGAAUUAGAACUGAAGCAUAGGUUAAUGGCAACUUUGACAUCCUGUUUGAGAUAUGGAUUCUUACAACAUUCAGCCCAGACUGUCCAGUAAGCUUGUGGUGAUUUUAGCAUGCGAGACGCAGGAAUGAUGGCUUUUAUUUGCUCCAGAUGGAGAAGAAAUGUUGUUGGAAUGAUGAACUAAAUGCUAAUUCUUCCUUGUGAUAGUUGUUGAGUAUGUUCGGAUGAUUAAUUUGCUUCA
Oryza sativa Japonica Group (Japanese rice) is the source of this 2051-nucleotide messenger RNA. RefSeq lists its product as uncharacterized. Lineage: Eukaryota; Viridiplantae; Streptophyta; Magnoliopsida; Poales; Poaceae. Gene Ontology annotation, molecular function: protein binding. The record is from RefSeq and is a predicted model, not a curated record.